This is a messenger RNA of Neolamprologus brichardi, 7538 nucleotides long. The record is from RefSeq and is a predicted model, not a curated record. NCBI's taxonomy places the organism in Eukaryota, Metazoa, Chordata, Actinopteri, Cichliformes, Cichlidae.
CUGUUACCAAAAGAGUGUCAGAUGAAAGCCAGUCGCCAGUUCGUGCACACCACGUAUACACUGCAAAAAAACUUCAAAGGCACGCAGGUGGGCACGGGGACGUUAAUGACAAAGCUCCACACAGCAUCUGAUUUCAUCCGAGGAUAUCCUCUCCUCACGCUCACAAAGGAACUGAUAGAGUUGGAGCUCCCUUUCUUGUUUUUCUCCACUACAAAGACAUGUGAUGGAAUAAGGGGCCUUAAAGUGAAGAAGAGCAAACUAAGGCGCUCACAAAAACCUAACCUGCGAUUGUCUUUUUGGAGUGAAUCCUCUCUCCUUAACCGGAUGACAUGCCUUGACUCGACACCCACCGUACCAUGGCAGGUUUAGUCUCCACUGUGUGUUUGGUGGUGAUGCCCAAAGCUCUCAUGCACACCCACAGCCAGCGUGCUGCGCUUCUGGUGGUAACGGUGUUGUUAAUAGUGAUCGCAGCUGACUUACCUGGGGCAGAUGAAUCUCCUUUGGACUCUACACAUGAUCCCAUGGGAUUUCUUGGAGAUAUCCAAAGUCCUACAUCAUCACCAUUAGCCUUACCAGACUCGCAUUAUACUGCCUUUGACAGUCUAGACUCACCUGGUGCCCUCCCAUCCAAUCCUGAACCAAGCCAUGAAGUUAGGACUGCUGAUAACAUUAAUAGGGGGCAUAUUGCAUAUGAAAACUCCAAAGUCAUCAUGUUAAGAGAUGCCUCUGCAGAAGAGCCACACACUCUGACGACUCCAACCUUAAGACCAUCUGUACCUGUGCGGGAGUCUAGGCCACAGUUUCAACGACCAGCUGAACUCUCCUUAGGCUGGAAGCUGGCGAGGUCAUCUCUCUCAGAAGCUCAAACAAAGUCCCAGCUACAGCCUUGGGAAAAUAUAUCCAUAACAUCAGUAAAGCCUUCUCCAACGCCCCAGCUAGGUCUUAAUUCUGAGAAAAGGAUGACCUUCCAACCUGAAGGGCCUCUCGGGCCACCCAUUCAGACUUUCACAGACCCUUUAGCAGAGGACUCACAUAUGAAACCAAUGUAUGCAGACCAGCUGAGCUCCAGUAAUCCCCCACUGGAAAACAAACAUGCAUAUGAUAUAAACAUGCUACCCAACCCAGAUGAGAUUCAGUCUCCUGGCUACAAGGUGCCUUUCAUCACCCCCCACCCUGCAUCACCUUCAUCUGAACCCACAGAGCUCUCUCCAGAGGACUUCUACCCCACCAACACCAUGGAAGUAGACUGGGGGUCUGGGGACUACUUGGAGACGAUGUCUUUUUUCAAUGCAGAUAGAGAAGACUAUUCUCUGGUCACCAAGGUGCCCUCCGACUCAUAUGAUCUAGAAGACUAUACAGAAACUUAUGACACGUCCUUCCCUUCCAGAGUGGGCAUAUCUCCCUCAUCGCUGAAUCCUCUGUACGUUUCCCCUUCCCCCAGCCUCGUGACAGCAUACAGCACCGUAGUUUCUCCUAGAUCUACUUAUCCUUCCUCAUUUUCAGCAACAGUUCAGUUUUCCCUGGAACCUACUCCAACACCUAACAGUGACGUGCCUGACGUUUCAGACGUAGAUUGGUCAGAUACGUACACAAUCCAACCGACAGAUGUCCUUUUGCCAGAUAUGAACAGCUUGGAAUAUUAUAACAAUCAGCUGACCAAGGAGAAUAACGGUUCAGAAAGCGGAGCUGAACACAGGGGUAACAUUACUGUGGUGUCCAUCAGGACUACAGACAGCACACCUAACAACAGCUUCAGCAAUGAUACAAAAGUGAUUGAAGAGGAGUCCUCCAGUGAUCUCUCGGGGCUUGAGCCUCAUGAUGAAACGAGCUUUGUAGUAACCACAGAGGAGAGUCCUCAGGUGGCAAAUGCCUCUCAGCCUUUUCUUGAUCCUUCCAUAGUCCCAACGCAUUCCCUCCACUCCUUUUCUUCUUCGGAUGGUCAGGUGUCCACCACAGAUUGGUCUGCACAUACAAACAACGUUGGCCUGGAUAGCACUUCAAUUACAGAAGCUGUGCAACCAAGUACAACACCUUUGCUGCCAGACGAUUUAAAUUUUGCCUCCUCUCUUACAUAUGUUCAUUGGUAUGUUACAGAGUCUCCCCCAAAAAGUACUAUGGAUGCAACUGCUGUCUUAACUGCAACUAUAGACUUCUCCCCUGUUCCCACUGAGCCUGCUGCCAAUAGCACAGCCGGUACAACAGAAUUAGCUCCUGAAGAGUCUGCUUUUACAAAUGAUCCAACUCUCAAUGCAACUAUAGUUUCAACUGAAUCCACGCCUCAGAAUGUGACUCUGCCCCCUCCAUUUGUGAUGGGCGAUCAGGGGGUGACUGAAGAUGGAGUUGACACCCUAGCCACACUGACCUAUAUCCCAACCAGUAGUGCAGUUAAUAAAGUCUCUACUACACCCACAAGUACACCUGCCACAACUACUCCCCAUCAAGCCACAACCAGAAUUACUGCCACCUCUGAAGCCUCAACUAUUGUCAACGUCAUCUCUACCACUGUUGGUAAAAUCACAGCUAUAGCACCAACAUCAAGAUCGUACCUCUGCAACGUUAACAAACCCGCUUAUUUGAUCAGGAUCGGUUUUCCAGCCGGGGCCACUGUAGGAUAUGCUAAAUCUCAGGUCAGAGACAUAUUGAAAGGGGAAUUUAACAAAUCAGUGGAACUGCAAAUUGUAAACAUCACCAUGGCUGCUCCCAUAUACGAGGAACAAGGACUAGCGAGGAAACCGGUGGACAUUACUUUCACUGUUCGCAGUUCAAGGAGUUAUCUGAUGGGGUCAGAGAUUAGCAGUGCUCUAAUGAAACUCACUAUGGUGGAAUUCAGCUAUUACAUGGGCUUUCCUGUACUACUCCUGGGUGUGCUGGACCAGAAAGUGGGUGAGAGGACCUUUCAAGCUAACAUGGAGCGCCGGUUGGCCCUGUUACUCGGUGAAGCAGUAGGAUCAGUCAGACGGGUGAAAAGGGCCACCACCAUAGGCAACAGUAGUGUUCAGGUUGUAAGCACAAGCCGGUUGGCGGGUACUGACCUCCCCCUCGAAAUAGUGUAUUUUGUGGAGGGGCCUAGUGGUCAGAGGAUGCCUGCAGAUCAGACUGCUAGCCUGCUUAACAGCCUGGAUGUCCAAAGAGCUGCUAUUGUCCUGGGAUAUCGUGUACAGGGCAUAUUGGCACAACCUGUCGAAAAAGUGACAUCUUCACCCUCUGACAAUGAGAACACAAACAUGUGGAUCAUCAUCGGGGUUGUGAUCCCCCUCCUCGUGGUCAUCGUCAUCAUUUCCAUCCUUUACUGGAAGUUGUGUCGGACAGACAAGCUGGAAUUCCAGCCGGACGCCAUGACCUCCAUCCAACAAAGACAAAAGUCUACUAUGUUACUCAGAGAAUCAAGGACCUCUCGUCAACAGCGACUCCCUCAAACUAAAAAAGGUAUUGAGUUUAGUGAGGAUGAAGAGGAGGAGUAUGGAGAGGAAGAAGAUGAUGAAGAGGAGGAGGAAGGGGAGGAGAAGGAUUUUAAAAAGGGGAAGAGAUCAGUAGCUCUCAAGAGCAAUCAGGGUAUGAAAAAUGAGGAGGAAGAAGAGGAGGAAGCUGAAGAAGAGGAGGAGGAAGAAGAGGAGGAAACUGAAGAAGAAGAGGAGGAGGAGGAAGAAGAGGAAGAGGAUAAAAAGAAACUGAAAAGGGAAGAAGGUACAUCGAGAGAGCAAAAAAGGGAAGAGACCAAAGCUGUGAAAAAGAAACCAGAGGAAGUGAAGAAAGAAGAGAAACAGAAAGUGUUGUCUAAAGGGAGACGAGCCGAGGAGCUGCAGGCUCCCACCGUUAAAGGCUUCGACUUUGCCAAGCUGCACCUUGGCCAGCAGAGCAAGGAUGAUGUCAUGGUGAUCCAGGAGCCUGUCCCGUCUGGCCUCGGGCCCGUCCAAGUAUCCAUUAAAGAUGGCCUCAGUCCAUCUGAGAACGGGGAGAUCCCCACUCCCAUUUCCAAAACGUCCGCUUCCUCCACAAAGGCGUCGCGCGGCGGUCGAAGGAGAGGAAGGAUCUCCUCAUCAGAUGGCGACUCUGUGUUAAGCGACCAUUCCAGUGAGCGGGAAUCAACCGAGGAGAACCUGAGAGCCCAGGCCACGCCCAGCGACAGCAAGCAGACCCGUAAGGUCCCCAUCAAUGUUUUAAACAGCAAGAAUAGAAUUGGUCCUCCUCCUAUGAACGAUACAAACGAGCAGCUGUCUUCAGCCUCCAUCUUUGAACAUGUUGAUCGGAUAUCUCGCGGCACCGACGCAAGCAGGAGACUCCCCAAUAAAGUCCAGCUUAUUGCCAUGCAGCCUAUGCCUGUCCCACCACUCCACAGUCCGCCCGUCAAUGGAAAAUUGUCGGACACAAACCAAAUGACCAAAGAGAUCCAGGUAGCGUUGAGGCACAAGUCAGAAAUUGAGCAUCAUCGUAACAAGAUUCGUCUUCGCGCCAAGAGGAAGGGCCACUACGACUUCCCAGCUAUGGAUGACAUAGGCGGUCUUGGCGAUGCAAAGGAUCCGGAUCGUAUUUAUCGCAAAGAACAGAUGCAAAUCGAUAAGAUCCUGGACCCGGAUGCUCAGAUGCCCUCCGUCUUCAUGGAACCCAAGAAAAGUGGUCGAGGCAGGCGCUCACCAAAGCAGAGGAUGAAAGACCAGAUGAAUGGAGGCAUGAUGGAAGCAGACAAAGACCACCUCAUCACUGAAGACACUGAUGCUGCUUACAGAAAGUGCCCCGGGGUCAACAAUGUGGCUUAUGUGUCGGACCCUGACCAAGGCCCAGGAUCCCCUCACAGGAGUCCUUCCCCCACAGACGACGUCUUCCCAGCCCCCACUUCCUCUCCUCCCGGCCAUGCCCCUCCCCCACCACCGUACAUGCCCCCACAGCCCUCCAUCGAGGAAGCACGGCAGCAGAUGCACUCCCUGUUGGACGACGCCUUCGCUCUUGUGUCACCCACUUCUCAGGGCAGCACUGCCGGGAUCACUCUCCCAGGGGUCAACAGCAACCCUCCUAACUCUAGCCCUCCAGGUCAUGGGCCGAGACCUUGGGGUCUUUCCUACCAAGCUUUCCCGAGCAGGUUCCCUGAGAUGUCCUCUGCUGCAGUACAAGGCAUGGCAACAAGGCAGGGCCUUGGCUCGAGCUACCUGCCACCAGGAGAAACAGCAGGGCACGGUGAGCAGCUCCAGCCAGACAGCCUGUACUCCAGCAGGGGCCUCUACGCUGAUGAACUGCCCUCAUCUGCCAGACCGCGUCCAGUGGGAGGAACCACAGGUGCCCAGCUCCAUCAUCUUGCACAAGUGGGUCUGUCCAGUCGGAUGAAUGGUUACCCAGCAGGAGGCAGGGCUGCUCCGGGCCAGAAUGGAGGCUUAGGCUGGAACCACUAUCACGAUGACAAUUUCUCCAGAGCAGAAGCUGAAAAAGAUGCAAUUCACCGGAGUGGUAUCAGGGAGCCCCCGGCCCCCCCGACCCAUCUAGAUGGUGUGGGUUAUCUGACAGCCCCCCCACCUCUGGAUACUUCUCCUCCCACUCAUUCCUCUGCCUCCUUGAUCAAGGCCAUCCGGGAGGAGCUUCUGCGGCUCUCGCAGAAGCAGGCGGCCGUGCCCAGCUACCACAGCUGAAGUCCCGGCUUCUAGUGUCCAGCUCUAACCAGUCAUGUCACUGACCCUGCCUGCUUGCUUCACCUAAUCUGACAGUGCUUCCCAUGGAAGUCCAUUAAGCUGUACAGCAGAGAGAUAGUCCUGCUAAAGUAGAGAGGUUUGCCCCUGAGAAACUGCAUCACAGGAUGGCUGAUAAAGACUAAGAUCAGCUGGAGUAGAGUACAGCUGACCAGAGAUGACGUGCCCGUGUUUCUUUCCUGUUCUUUACCGUGGACCAGGGAGCGCUAAUGUCACGUACUGUGGACGUCGGACUUGAUUUCGCUGCAUUUCCUCAGACUCUGUGUCAUAGUUUCAACUUUAUGUCGCCUUCACAAACAGAAAUAGUGUCAGACUGAAGUCACAAUGUCUUUUUACAUCACGUAACCUGAUGUAUUUCUUCUUUUUGAUGCAGACCCCUAACUUCCUUUCCACCAUCAGGUGCUUCCUGUCUUCUGCCAUGAUGAGCCAUGUUAUGCCUUGACACUGUGAUACAGUUCACGUGACCAUACCUGCUGUUAGAGCCUACAGUGAGAGUUCACAGCCAGCAAGCCAGUUCAGACAGCAGGCAAAAAAGGGGGCAUCCAUACACAGUAAUAACACUCAUUAAUGCUACCUAUUCUGUCCUUACUUACAACAGUAAAACAGUGUUCGACCUCUCGGCUUACAAUAUAUACUUUUUCAUGUUAAAGUGCUGUUUUGGUUUUUUUUAAAUUCGUGUUGAGAAGCUACUUGUUAAGCAAACAGGAGAAGAAAUCAGCCUUUAAACAGAUCAAACCGUUUCUGAGCAAGUUUUAAAGACGCAGGCACAGAUGUGGUACAAAUAAUAAAAGGUGACAUACUUGAUGAUUAUGGUCAAUAUUUAAUGUAUGUAUUCAUUAUGUGGUUAUUUGAUGCACUGUAUGCAGACGACUUGGUACGGCUCAGGUUUUUCAUUAAGAGAUUCCUUACGGACAAAUCCGUAAAAAGACACUUUAAAAGGUCACAUGGAAGAAGUGUCAAUUAGGGAAAGUCACAGACACCAGUGUUCUGUUUGAGCUCAUUUCUGCGUUGAAUACACAUGGAUGUCUUUUUCAUGCAGUAUUGGAAGUUUGAUUUGCCUUUUUGUUAGCACAGGAAGGGAAGACGUGUACUGUAUUUCAUUAAGAGUUUACUUCAACUACUCAUUUUUACAUGCUUUUUAAAUAGAUUUGGAUCAUUUAAUUGUGUCCACCUGGCUCUUAGUCAUCAUGCUGGUUAGAAGUCAUUCCAGGUCUUUUCCACAGGAUGUGGCGCGAUGUUUCGGAGGCCUAAAAUUUUAAUUCAUUCGAUUAAAAUAAAAGAGGAACUGUGGGGUUUUUAUAGCAGGACUUGAAGAUGUGUUUUUGCAGUUUGUGCCUGCACAAGCCUCGACUUCCAGGUGAUUUUACUGAUGUGGCCACGGUGUUCUUCUCAUGCCAUGUUUCGUGUCCAUGUGACGUGCCUUCUGAAUUGAUUAAGCACCAGACUGUCUACUAUUACGCUCCCAACUCUAACACAGAAUUAUUUAAAAGCAUCAUUAUUCCAACAUGGCUGUUUGUCAGUGGAUGUAAGGGCAGCUGAACUGUAAACGAAUCGAUGGAACAUCAGGUAACAGUGACACUGUAGCUUUGUUGUCCAUUACAUGUUCGUGGUUUAUCCAUCUCACACUGUACGCCUCCAUCUGCUGGUCCUGUACUGUAACUACACCCUUGUAUUCAUCUUCAGUUGCUUUUUGUUGUUGUUGUUGUUGUUGUUGUUUAUUUCCAGUCCUUUUCUACGUGUUCUGCUAUGUAAAAACGAUUCGUUGGCUGGCCCAACUUUUCCAUUUGCAUGUUUAAUUGUUGUAUUUCUUUGGCUUGGUUUUGAGCAUGCUAUUUCAGAAUUUGUGAAAUACAAAGUAAGCUGUAA